UUCCUGUCGCUGUAAUUCCUCGUUGCUAACGGAGGCUCUCUAUCUUAGCCUAGCAAGCUAACUCCACAAACAGAAAAGAACAACAAUACAUGUACUUGAAAUGAACGUAUGAUAUUACGUUUUUGAAUAAUACAGCCGUUAAAAUGUGAGCGAAUAGAGGGCUAAUGAAUUUCAUGAAUCAAGUCGUUUCCGUUACAUUCAAAUAUUGUUGUAUGUUAUAAUGCUAGCUCGGGACUCUAGAGAUUUGCUUGACGGCAGCUAGCGGGGAGUUACACUGUUUUUUUUUUGUGUCGCUAAUAUUACAUUGUCACCAGACAAGGUCAGAUUGUGACUCAACUGCAAAAAUUAAAGUUUCUCUUUUGUAGAGCGAUAUCGAUUUGCUUUGACACCUGUUAACUUAGCUAGCGCGGCUAACGUUAGCUUGCGCUCUCCUCACACGGAUUCUGCUGGAAAUGGUAGACGCCCUCAUGUGCCCAUGGAAAAGGCGGCUUUCGAGGGGUGGCUGGAGUCAGUUUCUACCACCUUCCUGGCGCUAAGUGACCAGCAGCGCAACCAAUCACUGGACCACCUCAUCUCACUGAGUGGCGCCGCCCAACUGCGACACCUGUCCAAUAGGCUGGAAACGCUCCUGAAGCGGGAUUUCCUGCGCCUGCUGCCGUUAGAGCUGGCCUUCUACCUGCUCCGCUGGCUGGACCCCCAAACCCUACUCACCUGCUGUCUGGUGUGCAAGCAGUGGAAUAAAGUCAUCAAUGCCUGUACAGAAGUGUGGCAGAGCUUGUGUCGAGACCUCGGCUGGCUCAUCGAUGAGUCCAUCCAGGAUGCGACACACUGGAAAGGUGUUUAUCUAAAGGCCAAUUUGCGUAUGAAGCAGCUAAGGGAGGAGGAUGCUUUUGAGACGAGCUCUCUUAUUGGACACAGUGCUCGGGUAUAUGCUCUCUACUACCGGGAUGGGCUGCUCUGCACAGGUUCUGAUGACCUGUCCGCUAAACUAUGGGAUGUCCGCACAGGGCAGUGCGUCUACGGCAUCCAGACCCACACUUGUGCCACUGUCAAGUUUGAUGAGCAGAAAUUGGUGACUGGGUCUUUUGACAACACCAUUGCAUGCUGGGAAUGGAGCACUGGUGCCAAAAUCCAGCAAUUCCGAGGACAUACUGGAGCGGUAUUCAGCAUAGACUACAACGAUGAUUUGGACACCCUGGUCAGUGGCUCAGCAGACUUCACUGUUAAAGUCUGGUCCCUGUCUUCAGGAACCUGUGUCAACACUCUUACUGGACACACUGAGUGGGUCACCAAGGUGCACCUUCAAAAAAGCCUAGUGGAGUCCAUGAUGCACAGUCCUGGUGACUACAUACUACUGAGUGUUGAUAAGUAUGAAAUAAAGGUGUGGCCUAUAGGUCGUGAGAUCAACUGUAAGUGCUUAAAGACUCUAUCCGUGUCAGAAGACCGCAGUGUUUGCUUGCAGCCGCGGUUACAGUUUGAUGGCCGGUACAUUGUCUGUAGUUCAGACCUGGGCAUAUACCAGUGGGACUUUGCAAGUUUUGAUGUCAUCAGAGUCAUCAAACCACAGCAGGACCCCUCCAGUCUCUCUCUGCUUAGUUUUGGCAAGGUGUUCGCUCUGCUCUUUGACAACCACCACCUCUAUGUUAUGGACUUGAGGACUGAGGUUACCGUGGGCCGCUGGCCACUGCCAGCCUACCGCAAAUCCAAACGUGGCUCUAGUUUCUUACCGGGUGUCACCUCAUGGCACAACGGUUUGGACGGCAAGAACGAUGCGGGCCUGGUGUUCGCCACUAGCAUGCCCGACCAUAGCAUUCAUCUGGUUCUUUGGAGAGAGAACGGGUAGAAAGGCGGAUGUGGUGAAUACUAGCCCUGUGGUUUGGAAAGCAGGCAGGACUUUAACGAACACAAAAAGAAGAAAAAAGGGUGCUCUCGAUUUGAAAAAUAUUACAGCCAACCAAGUUAGUUAAUGCAUGGACCAAAGUGUUUUCCCCUCCUCGCCUUUGUUUCCAUUCGCAUUAGGGAUUCACUCUUGCUUCACUCUCUUAGUCGCUUGCAAACCACGCAUUCAGCACAUUACGAUCUAUAGAAAAGAAGACCGCUGGAGAUUUGUAGUACAGAGCAUAGUUUCUCUCCGUAAUGUGAACAAUCCAAGGUUUUUGUUUGUUGAAGAUUUAAGAGAGAUUUCCCACUGAACCUCAGAGUUUAGCUCCUUUUGAUUUCACACCAGUGAGAGGUAUUGAAAUGCUAAGGCACCACCAGAGCACAGAUCGCUUCACAGCAAGCAUGAUAAGUAGAGUUGGUGUGUUUUUACAGCACAAUCACCAAGAUUGACAAUGAAGUACUUUUUUUUUUUUUUUUUUUUCCCCAGUGUUACCUUUUCAAUUAAUUUGCGUUUCUUUACACAUCAGGAAUUUUGCUUUGGACACAGAAAUGUUGCCUUAAAUGUAUGAUUUCCUAUUGAAGUAAUUGAGUUUGCAGACCUCUGCAUCCGUAGACGCUGGCUUGCGCCUCAAACAUCUGUGUUGGUCAUUUUGCUGAGUCUUGAAAAGGCUCUGAUAAAAUGCUAUCUGAAUUAAUCAAAUGGCUUUUGUAUGAAGGUCAUUCAGAGGUGGCUUCUCGCUGUUACUGACCCUUGGUUUUAUUUUUCAUUCAGUUUAUUAGUCAUGUGCCUUUGUUUUAACAUUUAACCAUUAGCAUUUACAGUGUGUCACAUUUUGAAUUCCAAUCCUCCCUCAGUGACGGAAGAAUCAGUUUUAUGCUUCUUUUUUUUUUUUAACCUAAUGUAACCGACACUGUAAGAAUUAGUCUUACUACUAUUUAGCCAGAGUAGAUCACACAAAAGUGUUUCUUGUGAAUCUCAUUGAAUGUUCAUUUUUAAUCUUUAUUUUUAAAGACUGAUCUUAUUUUUGCAUAACCCAGGCUAACCAGCCGUUGUCACUUUAUAUAGCUGCUUCUGUAGUUCUGUAUAUCCCCCUGGAACAUAAAUCAAUAUAACUUUAUUUUUUUCCAAACCAUCACAACAAAGUAUUUUGGGUUGAUCGUUUAAGGCAUUUUUCACCUUCCCCUCACACAUUUCUCAAGUCGAUAGAUACCAGGUAAAAUUAUGAUUAAAUAUCAUUGGGGGUUACUUAUGAUGUCUGUAUGCACUGGUCGUGUGUUACUUCACUGAAAUGCAAACCUCACAGACAGUAAUGCCAUCCAUCCAUCAUUAGCAAAAUUCAGGUCUGUUGUUUGUAUAACAAAAUAACAUGCUGUCUUACAAAUAAAUGACAGUAGCUAAUGAUA
This is a messenger RNA of Sinocyclocheilus grahami, 3285 nucleotides long. RefSeq names its product F-box/WD repeat-containing protein 2-like. NCBI's taxonomy places the organism in Eukaryota, Metazoa, Chordata, Actinopteri, Cypriniformes, Cyprinidae. Gene Ontology annotation, molecular function: protein binding. The coding region runs from base 476 to 1843 and encodes 455 amino acids. The record is from RefSeq and is a predicted model, not a curated record. The transcript is spliced from 7 exons.